This is a messenger RNA of Acanthoscelides obtectus, 2536 nucleotides long. The record is from the annotation of a GenBank genome assembly. NCBI's taxonomy places the organism in Eukaryota, Metazoa, Arthropoda, Insecta, Coleoptera, Chrysomelidae.
GUUAUUUUUGCCCAUCCCUAUAUUUGACAAGCGCAAGGUUAACCUAAAACCUUUCUGUGACGCCGUGAGCUGUGACAUUUAAAAAACUCAUCAAAACCGAUCAAAACCGUUUCACAUCCAAAAUUAGUUCUGUCUAAAUUCAUAGUUUUAGAAUAAUUUGUUUUAAAAUAUACUACCGUAAAUAAUGAGAGCUUGUGACAAACGAAAAUAAUCAGUCGUCGAUUUGAAUGUCACCUUUCUCAAGUUGUGCAAUUCAAAAAAACUAAAGUGAUGUCUCUGAUGAAGAAAUACGCGAGACCCUGCGUCCUGCUGUUAAAAAGACACUUGCAGCAAACACAAGCAGAAGUACAGCCUCCUGUCAGUCUGCCCACUGGUCCUGUGUUCAGAAAUGCUCCAUAUUUCCCGGAUCGGAUAGCUAUAAGGGAUCAAUUUGCUGGAUAUACAUAUAGCAAUAUAUUUAUGGUAGCCAAUGAGCUUUCACAAGAAAUAACUAAGUUGGUCCAGGGGCGUACUAAUGAAAGGGUAAUGUUUCUUUGCCCUAAUGAUUUGAACUAUGUUGUGACUUUAUGGGCUAUUUGGUUAUCUGGACAGAUUGCUGUCCCUUUGAGUCCUCUACACCCUAAAAAUGUACUUCUAUACUAUGCAAACGAUACAAAUGCCAAAUUGAUUAUAACUACUUCAGAAUAUUCAGAUUUGAUGCAUAAGGUAUCAAAGAACUCACAUAGUGUAGUGCACUUGCUAGAUAAUGAGUUAAAGUCAAAAUGUGUUGACAAAGUGGCUACAACUAGAAGUGAUUUAGAAGGUGGACUUCCAUCACAAUUUUAUGAUGGUAGUAAUGCUAUGAUUCUAUAUACCAGUGGAACCACUGGAGCACCAAAAGGUGUAGUAUUAUCCCACAGAAAUCUUCAGUUCCAAGUAACAACUUUGUUAGAAGCAUGGAAGUGGUCUCAGAAUGAUGUUCUCCUUCACACAUUGCCACUGCACCAUGUUCAUGGUAUCGUAAAUGCCCUAUUGUGCCCUCUGUAUAUUGGUGCCAAGACUAUUAUGCUGGAGAAGUUCAAUGCCAAUACAGUGUGGUCACAGUUAUUAGGCGUAAAUGCACUGCCAAGUGAUAGAAAAGUAACGGUUUACAUGGCAGUACCUACGAUUUACUCAAAACUGAUCGACGAGUACAAAAAGGUAUUUAAAGGUGAUCCACAGAUGGUUGAGCAUAUCCGUAGCACAUUAAAAAAUAAAGUGAGGUUGAUGGUUAGUGGUUCUGCACCUUUACCUGUUACAAUUUUCGAGGAGUGGGAGAAUAUUUCUGGGCAUCGGCUUUUGGAGAGAUAUGGUAUGACUGAAAUAGGAAUGGCACUGUCUAAUUUAUAUGAAGGAAAUAGACAACCUGGAUAUGUAGGUCUUCCUUUACCUGGCGUUUCUGUUCGCCUGCUAGAAGAGAACGAAGCUACUGAAGAUAAAGAGAAUAUCUUGGAAUGUGUCAAUACAGGUGGUCUGAUCGAUUUCCCGCAUAAAGUAUACAAGAGCGAGAACCACAAAGGUGAGCUGUUGAUAAAAAGCGAUGGCGUCUUCAAAGAGUACUUCAACCGACCAGAAGCCACGCGCAAGGAGUUCACCGAAGACGGCUGGUUCAAAACAGGCGACAUGUGCGAAUUCUCAUCUGAAGCAAAGUUGUUCAAAAUGCUAGGCAGGAAGAGUGUGGACAUCAUCAAAUCAGGCGGGUACAAGUUAAGCGCACUCGAGAUUGAGACGCAGCUCCUGACGCAUCCGGAUAUCGCGGAUUGCUCAGUGGUGGGGGUAGAGGAUGUUGAGUGGGGACAAAAGGUGGCUGCUGUCAUUGUCUUGCACGAAGGAAAAGAGAUGACAUUAGCCACGUUGAAAGAGUGGGCUGAACAGAAGAUGCCAAAGUAUGCAGUGCCGACAAUGUUGUGCAUUGUCAACGAGCUGCCGAAAAAUGCGAUGGGAAAAGUCAACAAAAAGGAACUCGUCAAGGUUAUGUUCUAGAUGCGUCUAUGUUGUAAAUUCUAUAUGGAAACUUUUGCAUCACGCUACAAGUAAAAAGUUGAGGAUUUGUUACAUAUACACGUUUAUAUUAAAGUUAUUUUGCUUGAUGCAUACUUUAGUGGAUAUUUCGAUUGAAAGUCCAAAUGCAGAUGUUUUACGUUUGUAUUAUUAGAAUAUGCAACAAUAGAUACAGUCUGUCUACAGUGUUGUAAAGGGAGUUCAAAAUUACCAAAGUUUUUUAUCUGAUUAUUUCAUAGUACAAAUUGCACCAAAAAUUCCUCAAAUGCUGUUUUGCUUGAAAUGAUGUGUUAUGAAGCAAAAUCUGAAAAUUAAGGAGGUGGCGUUUGUUUAAUUUAUUUCGGACAGCUGAGAAUUGAUAUUUAUAUUUGUUUUCUCUAUCUAUCGAAAUAUGCUAUCAUUAUUCUUAUCACUAGAAUUACCCCAAUUUACUUCACCAAGCUACUAGAGACUGAAUUAUGUAACAAUAUAAGUUAUGAACUAUUACUAUUACUGAAUAAAUGGUUGUUGAUUACUA